Rubroshorea leprosula is the source of this 996-nucleotide messenger RNA. The record is from the annotation of a GenBank genome assembly. Lineage: Eukaryota; Viridiplantae; Streptophyta; Magnoliopsida; Malvales; Dipterocarpaceae.
UCACUCGUCUCUGUUUCUCUUCAUUUCUCCCCAUUUCUUCUCGUUUCUUUGCUAACCCAGCAGUUCUCCUUUUCACCCAGCACAGCUUUCCUCUUCACCUAGGUUCUUUGAUUUUCAACCUUCUUCCUUCUUUCCCCUCUUUCUUCUUUUCCUCUCCUCCCCUCUUCUUCCUUCUCUUCCUCCCUCCUAGUUGCAGAACCCAGAUGCAAGAACCCAAAUCGUGUUUUGCUAGGUUCUUGCAGAAAGAACCCAGAUCCGGUUGCAACAGAACCCAGAUGCAAGAACCCAGAUCGGGUUUUGUUGAAGGGCCAAGGUGGCAAAAGAGGAAGGGAAGGAGCAGGAACUUGCGCCGUUGGGUGUCUUCAGAGUUAACAGAUUAACUAACAGAGUGAGAGUGUGCAACGGAGGGUGAGGAAUUGCGAACCAAAAAGUCUGCUAUGAGGAGAAAUUGCAGUGAACCAGAAAAUAGAGAAUAUGUAGAGACAAUAAGACACUAACUGCGGAUUCUCUCUUUGAGUUAGCCAGUAAUAGUUGGGAAUUUUCAUCCAUAAGGUAAAUCUGAUUGCUAUGUCGUUUCUUUUGAUUGUUGUCUUUGCAGGAGGAGGUUCCAGAAGAGUCAAAGGAAGAAAGCACGGAUCCCAACUCUAGCAGGUGCAAUGACUCAUCAUUCCAAGCAAGAAUUUAGUCCUGAAGCACAGAGUCUUGAAGAAGGUGAGAACAGCGGUGAGUUUGAGGACGAUAAUGAAUAUAACGAAUACACCGAUGCUAAUAUCUACUAUGAAAAUUGGGAUGAAGAAGAUGGUCUAUCAGAACAAUUAUGAUUAUGACGAAUACUGAUGCCUUAGACUUUUCUAAAUGCUUCGGUACUCGUUAAAAGUCUAUUUCUUUUACCAAAUCACAAUUAGCGUGAGGAGCUCUGAAUCUGAGUCUAAUUUUUUAUGCUACGGUUUUGUUUAUCCAUAUAUCAAUGUUGGUCAAUAACAUCAGUUUUGAAAA